AUGAGACAUUCUUCAAGUUGGACACUUGUGCCUCUGGGCGGUUUCAGUUACUGCAACCCCAGCCCGGUUUCUGCAUCCCUCCAGCCUUACCCUCUUCUCUCACCGGUGCCCUGCUCCAGCCCUGCCCCAGGCCCAGCCCUCCGCUCCCUGGGUGGCCACCCCCAGGCCGGGGGGCGGGGCUGCAGCGGCGCCGGGAGGGCUGCGAGGGCGGGGCCGCGGGGCGGGGGCUGCGCGGCCCGGAGCGCAAGGAGUCUGGCGCCGGGGGCCCUGGCGCUUGGGGCCAGCAUGGCGUGGCCCUGCAUCAGCCGCCUCUGCUGCCUGGCGCGGCGCUGGAACCAGCUGGACCGCUCCGAUGUGGCCGUGCCACUGACCCUGCACAGCUACUCUGACCUCGAGAGCGAGGAGCCGGGCCUGGGCGGUGCCACCUCGCGCAGGGGCCCGUCCCCCGCAGGCGCGCGGGACCCCGGCCGGGAUGUGCCACUUACUCAGUACCAGCGGGACUUCGGCGUGUGGACGGCGCCCGCGGGGCCCAGAGAUGCAACACUGGGGCGCGGGCCGGGAGCGGACGGCCGCAGGAUCAAGCCCCCCGCGCCCUACAGCCGGGGGGUCUACGUGCUCCCCGUCGGCGACGCAGAUGCGGCUGCAGCGGCGACCACAUCGUACAGACAGGAGUUCAAGGCUUGGACUGGAGUAAAGCCAUCGAGAUCCACAAAGGUGAAACCCGCCACAGUCAUCACAGCCCACAGCUCUGGAUGGGACAGCAGCCCCGGGGCUGGCUUCCAGGUCCCUGAGGUGAGGAAGAAGUUCGCCCCUAACCCCUCAGCCAUCUUUCAGGCCUCAGCUCCCCGGAUCCUCAACGUGUGAUUGCCCACGGAGAGGAGCGAGAAGCCACAGAGGAUCAGAACCCACUGCCCGGGGACUGGGGUGAGGUCUCAGGACCGGAUGGCCCCUGCUGUCAGAGGGGGAGGGUCCUCCAUUCUCACCGUGGGGCACUACUUCCUCUCCAAGCUGCACGAGGCUGCGGGCAGAGCAGAGGCACAGAGGGACACAGCACCACCCAGCUCAGCUCUGGGCCUCAGAGACGUGUGCGGAAGGCUUCAGAUCUUUUUUAAUUGCCUCUUUGGGCCACCCUUCAUUUUUUAAAUCUGAAGAACUUGAUCAAUCCUACUGUGAACUGAAUCGGUCGUUGGGGGCUGAGGAAUAUGGACAUAACAGGUCCUUGAAAGAUCCAGUAAUGUCCACGUUGUUGUUUUCGCAGGCUGCAUGAUAAUUUUAUAACCUAUGGUAACCCAAGGUGGUGUCCUUGGAGAGUCCCACCAACGGCCCCACGUGUUAAGGCUGUAGAAGAAAUCUUAGGCUGUCACCUGCAUGUGACUCAUGAUGAUGCUAAGUAACCAGGAAGAAGUUUCCCAGAGAAGCAGGAUAUCAGUCAUAGGGUUUCAGUUUUAAAGACAAUUUCUUUAUGGCCAAGACGACCCUGGUUUUAACAAAACAUUUCUUGGGAUGAGUGAAGUAGAGUGAAUGACAUUUACCUUAGUAUUACUGACUCCAGUUUUGUUCCCUUAACGUAUUGAUGACUAGAUGGGAACUACCAUACUAAGAACUGGGAGCUUCUUUGGGAGAAGGGUGGCAUUAGCUUCAUUCCCUGAAAGACCUGAAAACGUCAUCUCAUUACAGGGAGCUCACUAGCUGUUGAGGCAGCUCAUUCUGUUUUUGGAAGGCCCUCUCCUGACGUUCUCGACAAAUUCCAGCCAGUGCAGCCACCUGGAACUAGCCUGGUCCCCUCUUUGCACAGCAGCCCUCGAAACAUUUGGAGGAGUUUGUGUUCCUUGAGAUUAGAGGCACAAGCUGAGGACAGUUUUGGUAAGGAAGCUCAAGGAUUUCCCUUUGGAUCUUUACCCCUUUCCAGCCCUCAGGUGGCUUAGCCAGGUGAGCAUUUACUUUCACCACAGGAGGUGGCGUUCAGGUUUUAGAAGCAGCUCAGAGCGGAGGUGGGGGGUGUUUCCAGCUCAGGCUGCGAGGGGCAGUCAGUCCCCUCAGAGGUGCUAGCUCCCAGCUCUGGCACGUUCCAGCAAAGGAAAUGCUCUGAGAGAAUCAUUUUAAAGGGAAACGCAAAACCAUAUGCUUACACAAAGGGUUCUAUUAUUUCAGACUUCAUUGGUUUGCAUGUUAGAUGCUUCUAAGGGAAAAGAGACUGCGUGCUGGGCAUUCUGUGAGAAGCAAACAGAUUAAUGGUACAAUCUCAGAUUUUACUAAAACGGAAACAUACUGUUUCAGUUUAACUUAUUUCGUUAAAUUAAUUAUAAACACGAAUGCCUUCUCAUGUCUUCCUUUAUCUCCUCUUAGUAAGAGGACUUUGAUGUGCCGUGGCUACUGCUGCUCUCCCUUGGAGGCUUGUAGAUUCUGAGAACGCUGACCCUGGGCUGCAGUCGCACUGGUGUCGUAUGUAGUAAUAUUUAACAGAACCCACAAACUUACUCUUUUACACUUACUUACCCAUAUCCCCCCAACCCCGCUAGGAGCCUAGGGUAAAAGGACUGUCUUUGAAGCUAGUCUUGGGCUCAAAUCUUGGCUUCUCCACUCACUAGCCGGGAGCAGUUUAAGCUUCUGUUUCCUAUCUGCAAAGUAUGGGUAAUGCCACUCCCCUCCCCACCCCACCCCCUCCAAGAGAAUGUGUUUAUGUGCAGCGUGCUUAGUACAGUAAAUGGUCAACAAAACACAGCUGCUGUACUUACUCUCUCCUGUCCAGGCACCCCUUCCCGGGAGCCUGCUUUACUCCCAUCUGCAGCUUUGGUCCAUCUGAUGCCACUGACUGACAGGCCCUCUCAGUAGCCCCUGCCUGUGUCUCACCGCAUAGCCAGCCAUGCCCAUCCCUCCCCCAGAGCCUGUCUCAAGAUCCCAUUCACUGAGCUGGGGGUAAAGCAGGCUGCCCCAUGCUGGCAGUGUUGGCAUUGCAGCAGCAGUGGGGAGCACCACUGCCUGAGAGAGGCCUGACCUCUGGAAGGCCUCCUGCACACCCAGGAACAAACAGCUUUUCAAAAACACCCCAACCCAACAGCCUUCCUUACUAGACUUCAUUAAUUAUUAGAUCUGGAUUCUGAAGCAGCAGCUUCCUCCCACUAGGUCUUAAUAAGGCCUUAACAUUAUGUUACUGGAGUCGCCUUCAGAAGCAACUGAGAAAAUAGCAGCCUCAACCACACAGUCCCAACUCACCUAGGCCAUAUGUAUGAUACAAAACAGACAAAGACUGAAAGGAACGCGCUGGAAUACUGAUGGUGGCUAUCUUUGAGAAGGGGAACUACGGAUAAUUGAAAAUUUUUUACACCUUACAAUAUUUGCUAAAAGUUUCUAUAUAAUUAGCAUUUUUAUAUUAAAUUAAAAAGCAAUUUAAUCUGCUUGUUAGGUAAUUUUAGCCAAAGAGUUCA
Molecule: messenger RNA, 3425 nt
Organism: Kogia breviceps (pygmy sperm whale)
Lineage: Eukaryota; Metazoa; Chordata; Mammalia; Artiodactyla; Physeteridae
Gene: MAP6D1
Product: MAP6 domain containing 1
Biological process (GO): regulation of microtubule cytoskeleton organization; cytoskeleton-dependent intracellular transport; microtubule cytoskeleton organization
Cellular component (GO): cis-Golgi network; microtubule; Golgi-associated vesicle
Molecular function (GO): calmodulin binding; microtubule binding
Source: RefSeq, a predicted model, not a curated record